Eubalaena glacialis (North Atlantic right whale) is the source of this 1184-nucleotide messenger RNA. RefSeq names its product prostaglandin D2 receptor (gene PTGDR). Gene Ontology annotation, biological process: G protein-coupled receptor signaling pathway; positive regulation of cytosolic calcium ion concentration; inflammatory response. The transcript is spliced from 2 exons. Gene Ontology annotation, molecular function: prostaglandin D receptor activity. Gene Ontology annotation, cellular component: plasma membrane. Lineage: Eukaryota; Metazoa; Chordata; Mammalia; Artiodactyla; Balaenidae. The record is from RefSeq and is a predicted model, not a curated record. Bases 1 to 1086 code for a protein of 361 amino acids.
AUGAGGCCGCUGUUCUACCGCUGCUGCAACACCACGUGGGUGGAGAAGGGAAACUCAGCGACGAUGGGCGGGGUGCUCUUCAGCACGGGCCUCCUGGGCAACCUGCUAGCCCUGGGGCUGCUGGCGCGCUCGGGGCUGCGGUCGUGCCCGCGGCGCUCGCCGCGCCCGCCGCCCUCCGUCUUCUACGUGCUGGUGUGCGGCCUGACGGUCACCGACCUGCUGGGCAAGUCCCUCGUGAGCCCCUUCGUGCUGUUCGCCUACGCGCAGAACCGGAGCCUGAGGGGCCUGGUGCCCGCAUCCGGCAGCUCACUGUGCCAAGCCUUCGCCUUCUUCAUGUCCUUCUUCGGGCUUGCCUCGACGCUGCAGCUGCUGGCCAUGGCCCUGGAGUGCUGGCUCUCCCUGGGGCAUCCCUUCUUCUACCGACGGUACAUCACCCCGCGCCGGGGCGCACUGGUGGCGCCUGUCGUGGGCGCCUUCUGCCUUGCUUUCUGCUCGCUGCCCUUCGCGGGCUUCGGGAAGUUCGUGCAGUACUGCCCCGGCACCUGGUGCUUCAUCCAAAUGGUCCACGAGGGGCGCUCGCUGUCGGUGCUGAGCUACUCAGUGCUCUACGCCAGCCUCAUGCUGCUGCUGGUCCUCGCUAUCGUGCUGUGCAACCUGAGCGCCAUGCGCAACCUCUACGCGAUGCACCUGCGGCUGCGGCGGCUCCCGCGCUCUGGCCCCAGGGAACGAGCGGAGCUGGCCGCCGGCGAGAGGGAAGAGACCCCGCCGCCCCUGGAGGAGCUGGAUCACCUCCUGCUGUUAGCCCUCAUGACUGUGCUCUUCACCAUGUGCUCCCUGCCUUUAAUUUAUCGUGCUUACUAUGGAGCGUUUAAAGCUGUUCACGAGAAAAAUGGAACUGCUGAAGAAAUUGAAGACCUCCGAGCCUUACGCUUUCUCUCUGUGAUCUCCAUUGUGGACCCUUGGCUUUUCAUCAUUUUCAGAACAUCGGUAUUUCGGAUGUUUUUUCACAAGAUUUUCAUAAGGCCUCUUAUGUAUAGAAACUGGCAAAGCAAUUCUUGCGGAACUAACAUGGAAUCCAGCCUGUGACAGUGUGUUAACCUCUCUGGUGAACUCAGGAAUAUAUCACAUUUUCUGGCAAAGAACCAUGAUCAAAAAAAUCUUUCAAGUUAUAUCCUUAAAAGCUA